AUGCGCGCCGAAAUCGCUUGUCGCGUGUGCGGAGAUCGAGCCUCUGGUAGACACUACGGUGUAACAUCUUGUGACGGAUGUCGCGGAUUCUUCAAGAGAAGUAUUCGCCGAAAUUUGAUCUACGCGUGUAAAGAGAACGGAAAUUGUGUGAUUGAUGUUGUUCGACGCAAUCAAUGUCAAGCUUGUCGCUUCAAAAAAUGUCUCGCUGUCUCGAUGAACAGACAUGCUGUUCAACACGAAAGAACAAGCAGUUGCGAAGAUAGUCUUGAAAUAAAGUCGGCAAAAGAAGGUUCUCCGAAAGAAUGCCGCCCACGAAAUGUGCGAAAGGUGUCCACAGACUUCUCUGUGAACCGAUUGGUCUCGAAUCCCGAUCCGUGUUUGACCACUCUCCUCUCGUCAGUUCUUCGAUGGUGGUCUUCUUUAUCGCCAUCCAAUUCUUUUCCGGUGUCUGACCGAAGGAUUUUAUUCUCAAAUUGCUGGCACUCAUUAUUUCUGUUCCAUUUAAUUUCGCAGUCGUCUAUCAACACAGUUAAUGACUGCGCCAACGAGAAGCUUCGGACUAUUUCGAAAUCCAUCAAGUCUUUGAAUUUGAGCAUAGUUGAGCAGUGGGCGAUUUCUAUGAUUCUGAUCUAUCGGCCAGAAGAUGGUCGAUUGGAGAGUAAGCAGGAGACUCGCGACACACAAAUCGGCGGAAUGCAGGUGUUGGCAGAAUGUCAAACAUUGCGAAGCCAUUGUGAAGGAGGUCAGAAGGGUGCCCAGCUUCUCCUAAUCCCUUCAAGUAUCGCACAAGUCACCGAAGACGAAAUUCGUUGCACAUUCUUCGCCGAAGUUCCUUCAAGCAGCAUCGAGGCAAUUUGUCGAAUAUCCGUUCAUUAA
Messenger RNA from Caenorhabditis bovis, 876 nucleotides. Lineage: Eukaryota; Metazoa; Nematoda; Chromadorea; Rhabditida; Rhabditidae. The record is from the annotation of a GenBank genome assembly.